This is a messenger RNA of Vitis riparia (riverbank grape), 1710 nucleotides long. RefSeq names its product disease susceptibility protein LOV1-like. Lineage: Eukaryota; Viridiplantae; Streptophyta; Magnoliopsida; Vitales; Vitaceae. Gene Ontology annotation, molecular function: ADP binding. The coding region runs from base 1 to 1710 and encodes 569 amino acids. Gene Ontology annotation, biological process: defense response to other organism. The transcript has 2 exons. The record is from RefSeq and is a predicted model, not a curated record.
AUGGGUGGCCUUGGCAAAACAACUCUUGCCAAGAAAGUUUCCAACGACACCGAUGUUCAGCACGACUUUAGUUGCCGUGCUUGGGUUUAUGUAUCUCAAGAGUACAAUAUCCGGGAGCUUUUGCUCGGGAUCGCCAAUUGUGUCACGACUCUCACGGAUGAACAAAAACGUAAAAAUGAAAAUGAGUUGGGAGAAGAGGUUAAAAAAUGUCUCCAGGGAAAAAGGUACUUGAUAGUACUUGAUGAUGUAUGGUUCACCGACGUUUGGCAGAGCUUGAGCCAAUAUUUGCCUGAAGAAUUAAAUAAGAGCAGAGUGUUGAUCACUACUCGCAAUCAAGGAAUUGCUCUUUAUGCUCAUUCAGAUUGCCAUGAACUUCAAACUUUGGGUGAAAAGGAAAGCUGGGAGCUGUUUCUCAACAAAGUAGGGAGUGCAGCAGUACUGACAUGGCCAGGAUUGGAGGAAUUCAAAAAGGAGAUUGUAGCAAAAUGCAAAGGUUUACCUCUUACAAUUGUGGUGCUUGGAGGACUUUUAUCACUGAAAGAUCUGACACGAGACUCAUGGCUGAAAGUGCUUAAAAGCAUGGAUUGGCAUCUAAGUCAAGGACCCGACUCCUGUUUGGGGAUUCUUGCACUGAGCUAUAACGACUUACCCUCUUACUUGAAGCCCUGCUUUCUUUACUGUGGGGUUUUUCCGGAGGACUCAGAAAUCAAAGCAAGUAAGUUGAUUCGCUUGUGGGUUGCUGAAGGAUUUGUACAAAAAAGGGGAAAAGAAACGCUGGAAGACAUUGCAGAAGACUAUCUAUACGAGUUGAUUCAGAGAAGCAUGAUUCAGGUGGCUGAUACGAGAGCCGAUGGAAGGGUGAAGUCUUGCCGUAUACACGACCUGCUUCGAGAUCUAGCCAUUUCAGAAGCUAAAGAAGAAAAACUUUUUGAGGUAGAUGAAAACAUUGAUGUGGACGUGCCUCCUACUAGUGUUCGUCGACUCUCUAUUUAUCAGAACAUCUCUCCGCAUUUGCAAAAUUCUAAUCUCCGAUCUUUGAUCCUCAAUAAAUCCAUUGAUGAAGGAGAUGAGUUGAAGGAGGGGUCGUUCCGAUCUAUAGCCCAAUUAACUGGGCUGCAAAAGCUGAAGUUGGUUACUGAUAAUUUUAUAGAAAGCGAGGGAUUGCCAACAUCAAAUGCUGAAGUUGAAUCUACAAUAAUUCUAUUCCCAGGUCUGGAGUGCCUCUACAAAUUGCAUCUAGCUGGAACCAUCCGAAAACUACCCAUGGAAACAACACUCUAUCCUCCGAAUCUCAAGCAACUCAGACUGUUUGAGACUAAAAUGGAGGAAGAUCCAAUGCCAAUACUAGGGAGGCUGCCAAACUUGAGGAUUCUCAUAUUAGUAUAUGAUUCUUAUUUGGGUAAGGGAAUGAAUUGUCCUCAUGGAGGGUUCCUUCGACUUGAAUUCCUACAAAUGCAGUUGUUGGAGAAUCUAGAAGACUUGUCAGUGGAGGAAGGAGCAAUGCCUAAUCUGAAGACAUUGAAAAUUGAGUAUUGUGACAAAAUGAGGAAGUUCCCACAUGGAUUAUUGCAGCUGAAAAAGCUCCAAAGACUAAACCUCUAUCUGGUAUCCCAAAAAUUGGUGAGCGAGGUUUUAGAGACACAAGGAGAAGAUUGGAAUAGGAUCCAUCGUAUAAUCACCUCCCAGGUACCUCGCUGUAGCCUUCUAUAA